Molecule: messenger RNA, 1424 nt
Organism: Haliotis rufescens (red abalone)
Lineage: Eukaryota; Metazoa; Mollusca; Gastropoda; Lepetellida; Haliotidae
Product: scavenger receptor class F member 1-like
Exons: 5
Coding region: 323-1324 (333 amino acids)
Source: RefSeq, a predicted model, not a curated record
AUUCAUAUCAGUUCAUGUUUAUUAAUGUGUGACCAACCACUUACAAAAUAAUUUAUAAACGUGUACCCUUCUCAAAAUACUGACUCCCGUUGUUCGAAAGUAACGUACAAAUAUGAAAAUAAUGCUCAAGAUAUAAUUGAUCAGUUUCUGUCAGUAUUUCCUUAACUCAACGUAUUUUAUGACAGCGGUGAAUCCAUAGUCUUCCUGUUAAGACGGAAUAAAUAAAAACAAUUGACGACUGCCAGUUAUAAGCCUUAUAAAACACCGUAAGGUUUGGGAUGUGCGAUACAGAUUAACACUGACUCCCAUGGUGUGACACAGAAUGACCUCGGUGAUCCUGUGCAUCACGUUCACGGUAGUUGCUAUAAAAGCUUCUCCAUGCAAAGACAACCAGCAUUGUUCAGACUGCGACAUCACGACGGGACAUUGCCUCACUGAGUGUGACAUUGGGUAUUUUGAUCUGAAAUGUUUGUCAGUUUGUGACGGAUAUUGUAAAUAUAACCUGUGUAGUCAGUCAGACGACGGUGGUGGACGUUGUACCGAGGGAUGUGUCCCAGGAUAUCAAGGCAGGAGAUGCAACAUACCAUGUGACAGUCCAGGAGGUAACUGUACAGCAUGUCCAGGUGGUUGUGAUGGAGGAUAUUGUCAGCUGGGCUCCUUCUGUGUGUCUGGAUGUGAGGACUCCUACUACGGGUCUGGUUGUUACAACACAUGCAACACAAAUUGUCGUCCUAACCCUUUUACCUUGGAUGAACAGUCUUCAAUGGUUACUAAAAGUGACUGUAAUAAGAUGAGUGGAGACUGUAUCUAUGGAUGUAAAGAAGGCUGGUAUGGUCCACGAUGCUCCUCCCAGUAUAGUAAAGCGGAAAUACUGUAUGCUGUGAAAGUAGGACUACCGACAACAGCAUUGCUUGUAGUCUUCCUAGCUGUGUGCUGCCGGUUCUGCAAAUGCGGUCGAUGUCAAUGUUGCAGUCAAGCAGAAACUGCUCGGGGCAACAGAGAGGAUGCCUAUUCUUUGGACUACCUGGACUCAGAUUGGUCCUGCGAAAUAGAACAGGAAGAUGCGGUCAUGGACCAUGAGGGAACAUGUAUGACCCAAGGCGAUGGGAAGGGAUGUAAGCUGUACGAUGAAACCUACAGUUCACCUGAAGCAAGUGGCAUGUCAGAUAGACGUGAGGUGUGUGAUGUAGGAUACAGUUCACCUGAAGCAACUGGCAUGUCAGAUAGACGUGAGGUGUGUGAUGUAGGAUACAGUUCACCUGUUCAUGUUUAUGAUGCCAGAACUGCUGUGAACUACAUUUCCCCAGUUCAGGACAGACGCUAGUCGUCUUUUAAUAGUAAACGUUUGUUUCAUUUUAACAUACACAUGCCAGGUAGUGUUUAAAUUUCUCAAGCGGAAAAUAAAAUGCCAUUCGCAGAUUGCA